CAUAGCUGCUCAGCGCUGAGGGAGAGACUCACUCAGACUCACAGCUCAUCGUCAUGGCGACGUCGUCCAAAUCAUCAGGCAGCGGCACCAAGGUGGCGCUGGCACUCUUGGCACUGUGGUCCAUCAUCUCGCUAGUGGUCAUCGUGGUGUGGUCCACGUCUCCGGACCUGAAGAGCUCGGCCCGCUGCCGCCAGGAGCUACAGGAAAACACGGAGAAGCUGGAGGGGGCCAAAGUGGUGUGGAGCAAGAACAAGGAGGCACUGGAGGAACAGCUGGAGGAGGCCCGGCGCCAGCGAGAACGCCAGGAGGUCCGCAUGGCUGCGCUGCUCCAACGACUCCACGCCGCCAACGCUACACUGGAAGCCUGCCACGACCACAAGGCGGUCAUGCAGGCCAACAUCAGCACGCUGCAAGAGGAGGCAGAGCAUCUGUGGCGGGCACAGGUCAACCUGACGGCUCAGCUGCGGCAUCAAGAAGACCAGGUGGAGGUGCUGCAGCACAACCUGACUCAAGCAGACCAUCGCAUGGAGGCGUGUGUCAGCCUGAAGGCGGCCGCCGACAACCACGCCACGGCAGCGCAGACGCAGACACGCGCCUGCGAGGCCAACCAGAAGUUCCUGCACAAACAACUUCUCAAGUGUAAAGAGCCGGACUCAGAAGCACCCCCGCCUCCGCAGACACAGAACGAUCCUGCCGGUUCGACAGCCACGCCGCUCGCCGCCAUGUCGGCCGUGACGCUGCUUGCGAGCUGCGUCAGCCUCCUGAUGACAUGAGGGGCAAGACCAACGGCCACAAGACAGCGAGCACUGCGGUCCAGGAAGGGGACUGAGCCUGGAGAGACUAAACGACUGCUGUACAAAAAAAACACACACGCACGCGCACUGCCAUGGAGAUGUGUUGCUGUUUGCAACUCCCUGUAUGCUAACCUGCAGAGACAUUUUGCUGCCACUAGAGGCGGUGCUGCAUCAUGAAUUAGGGUUAAAGUGUAUAAGAACAUAAUAAAUCAGUCAAAGGUAUUGAUAAAUAUGGCACAGUGACUGUGUAGUGCCUCUAGUGGCCUUACCGAGUAUUACAACACAAGACAAACGUCAUCACGCAAAGCUGUAAACAUUAUUAUAUUUAUGUUGCCGUUCAGUCUGUCGGCAAUCACUGAUUGUAACUUUCUAUUACAACAAGACAGUGAGUGUGCUUCACGAGACCUUUGUGCUUCAUUCUUAAACGCACGGUGACGCUUUCCCAUCUUGCUCUUUGUUAUGUAACUAAUGAAUAGGAUUGAUUUUUAGAUAUUACAGAUGAUCUUAUGAAUAUAGACGUGACAACUUAGUGGCAAAUAAAACUUUGAAACAUUUCUGGGGUGUCUGCUUUCUUCACACCACCAGAGGUCUCUUUGAUUGACAGGUGAGGCCUGUCGUGAUUUGAUUGACAGCAGUGACGCG
This is a messenger RNA of Dunckerocampus dactyliophorus (ringed pipefish), 1436 nucleotides long. RefSeq lists its product as uncharacterized. The record is from RefSeq and is a predicted model, not a curated record. Bases 54 to 773 code for a protein of 239 amino acids. NCBI's taxonomy places the organism in Eukaryota, Metazoa, Chordata, Actinopteri, Syngnathiformes, Syngnathidae. The transcript is spliced from 5 exons.